UCAAGCUUUUCAGUCUUCAAAUUACAGGUUCUAACUUCGUGCCAGUACAGUUCAAACCAGCCAAGGCGCAUUGCUUCAGUCACAAUGUGCCAAUCACAGUCAGCCCACCCUCUGCUGUCUCAAGCAGUCUGAGUUACUAUAUCUGUUCCAGCUCUCGGCUGAGCGUGUUGGCAGUAUGACUUUCUAUUCCCUUACACCAAUAAACCGGGUUUGAAUAGUUUUUAGAAGGUAGUAAAGUUUCAGAAGUUAGUUUAGGGCUCGAUCUCCGUCAGGCUGGAGCUAUCGGAUCCCCAAAACUGGUGGAGUGGCGGCAAGUCGAGGAGGAACAACAGGCAACACUCUCGAGGGCCAAAGAUGUCCCGAGAGAACCAGGAUGAGAGCGUGGACCACGCUGACCCCUUCCAGGACGUCUGUGAAGUGGAGUGUCCUGACCAGGAGUGCAGCGAGCACGUCACCAUCAACAUUUCAGGUCUGCGUUUCGAAACGCAACUUAAAACACUCGCAAGAUUCCCGAACACGCUGCUAGGAGACCCGAUUAAAAGGAUGCGGUUCUUCGACCCGUUGAGGAACGAGUUCUUCUUCGACAGAAACAGACCCAGUUUUGAUGCGAUCCUGUAUUACUACCAGUCAGGUGGGAGGCUUCGAAGACCCAUCAACGUGCCGGUUGAGAUUUUUAUCGAUGAAAUCAAAUUUUACGAGAUCGGUGAUGACGCCAUCCAACAUUUCCAAGAGGACGAGGGUUUGCAGAAAGAAGAAGAACGGCCCAUGCCGUCCAGCGAGUUUAAGCGUCAGAUCUGGCUGCUGUUCGAGUAUCCUGACAGCUCAGGACCAGCCAGAAUCAUUGCUAUAAUAUCUGUAAUGAUCAUCUUGAUAUCCAUUGUUAUCUUCUGUCUAGAAACUUUGCCCGAAUUUAGAGAGGAUGAUCGUGUGUUCAAUAACCACCUUGCGCCGAACGGAACGACUUCAGGAACAAAAUCAAGUCUAUUCAUGGAUCCAUUCUUCUUGUUGGAGACGAUCUGCGUCGUUUGGUUUUCCUUCGAACUGUUUGUAAGGUUUCUUACAUGUCCAAGCAAAGCUGCCUUCUUCAAAGACAUAAUGAACACCAUAGAUAUUGUGGCUAUUAUUCCAUAUUUCAUUACUCUAGGUUUAGACCUUUCCGAGGCCGAUUCAAACUCACAACAGAGCACGUCCCUCGCCAUACUGAGAGUUAUCCGCUUGGUUCGCGUCUUCAGGAUUUUCAAACUCUCACGGCACUCCAAGGGUCUCCAAAUUCUCGGUCAGACCCUACGAGCGAGUAUGCGAGAACUCGGACUACUGAUAUUUUUUCUUCUCAUCGGCAUUAUAUUGUUCUCCAGUGCGGUUUACUUCGCCGAGGUGGACGACCCAGAAUCUUCUUUUACUAGCAUCCCUGACGCGUUCUGGUGGGCGGUUGUUACCAUGACUACAGUUGGAUAUGGCGAUAUGUAUCCCGUCACCAUUGGAGGCAAAGUUGUUGGAUCAAUGUGUGCCAUUGCAGGAGUUCUUACAAUCGCCCUGCCGGUACCGGUAAUCGUGUCGAAUUUUAAUUACUUCUAUCACCGAGAACACAACGCAGAUGAGCAGGUGGAGUACACGCACGUGACCUGUGGCCGCCCCUUGCCUUCGCUAUGUGACCGAAAUAAAAGCGACAGUAAACCCUCUCUCGUGAUAUCAGAGCAUUCAAACGACGACGACUGGAAUUCAUCAAGCGUAUCAAAUUUGAAUCCAUCAGAGGAACAUACUGACAAACUCACAGAUGUAUAAGAAAUCCAAAAAGAGCUUUUAUGAUGCAGCAGAUGUAUGAAGGCAUUUCUUCUCUAUAAAGAAGACAGAAGUUCAUAUUAUCUUCGUAAACAUGCAAUAUGUGUGUGCAUUAUGACCUUUUAUGUCCGUUGUUCGUCAGGGAAGGAAAUAUGUUUGUAUUUGAAAGGAAUGUAACAGCAAAGCUGAUACUGUUGACUUUUUUCAUUUACCUAUUUAUGUGCAUAAUGCAAAUACAUACUGUAGCCUAUAUGUGAAAAUAUUAUAGCUUUCAUUGUGACGUAAGUGCGUCAUCAAACCUGAUUGUUGUCAGACAACAGGUAAAGAGAAACUUUCAAAUUUAGCCAAAAUAUCAAUGAAAAACAAAAAAUAAGUGAUUGUAAAAAUGUAUACUCACAGGCUGCCACUGAUUUUGUAAUAUAUUGUAAUAUAUUUGUAAUCUAGAACUUAUUUAAAUAUUUAUAAAUUGAUUUAAGUUUUGUUUAAGCCUUCAUUAUGUCAGUGCCUUAUGAGAUAUUGCUCUUAAAAUAUCUCAAUAAUCUCUGCCUUGUGCUUUCUGUGUGCUUUAAAAAUGCAAGAGUUGUUGUUGGCACAUGUUGCCUUUGCUCAGGAUGAAAUGUAAUUGAAUGGUCUGACACUUGUUUCCUUAACAUUUGUUUUGAUUUGUUAACCUGCCCACAUGACAGCAUCAGACCAAGUGAAUGAACUAUUUUUCUAACUUAUUAAUGAGGUAAGAAUGAACUUAUUUUUGGUAAAUAAAUAAUUUGUCACAUUCAUA
This is a messenger RNA of Rhinichthys klamathensis goyatoka, 2557 nucleotides long. RefSeq names its product potassium voltage-gated channel, shaker-related, subfamily, member 6 a (gene kcna6a). Gene Ontology annotation, biological process: protein homooligomerization; potassium ion transmembrane transport. NCBI's taxonomy places the organism in Eukaryota, Metazoa, Chordata, Actinopteri, Cypriniformes, Leuciscidae. Gene Ontology annotation, cellular component: juxtaparanode region of axon; dendrite; paranode region of axon. The record is from RefSeq and is a predicted model, not a curated record. The coding region runs from base 355 to 1782 and encodes 475 amino acids. The transcript is spliced from 2 exons. Gene Ontology annotation, molecular function: delayed rectifier potassium channel activity; protein binding.